Molecule: messenger RNA, 3455 nt
Organism: Toxotes jaculatrix (banded archerfish)
Lineage: Eukaryota; Metazoa; Chordata; Actinopteri; Toxotidae
Product: coiled-coil domain-containing protein 158-like
Exons: 23
Coding region: 312-3287 (991 amino acids)
Source: RefSeq, a predicted model, not a curated record
AUCAUUUCAAAGUGUCGGCGGUAACGUUACGUUUCCCAUCGAUUUAAUGUUACUGAACCGAGUAGCGUUUAUUUUUACGGCUAACGGAGCCGCUCUGACAAUGCUACCCAGCUUUCACCGCCAAGAUGCAUCGAAUUAUAGACGAUAUUAGCAACGGCGUGCUGUUUCCAUGGUGAUGAAACUUUACGUUUAACGACGACUAGCUACUAGCUAGUAGCUAGCGCCUGACGUUACCAUACAGAGCGGUUAUUUUGUAUAGCCCUAGCUCGUGAAUAUUAAUAUCAAUGGCUUUGUCACUAAAGUGAAUACAGAUGUCAUCGGGGAUGCAGCCCUCUGAACCCCAGAGUUCGGGGCUUUCCAGCAAUAAUGGCGCUCACGUUUUACAUUUUGAAUCUCCACCGAAGCACAUGAAUCAAACACAAGUAGCAACAGCAAGAACGACUGAGACUCAAGACAUGUCUCUUCGGCUGAGAUUCAACAGUCUGACACUGGAUGAACUGAGUGAGGAGCUUGACAGGCGAACCAAGGAAACACAAAGACUUCAAGAAGAAGUGGAAAAUGCAACCAAAGUAGCCAUGGAGAGGUUCGCCUGCACGUAUGGUAUCAAUAGCUCACCUGGACAGAGCUGCAACAACCAGAGGUUUAAUGUCUAUGACCCACCUCAGGAUUUCACCGUCCUUCCACCCCCCCUUCAGGCAGUGUCUCAGUCUCUGGUCGGUGGUCUGGAUAGUUUAAAUAAGGAUGUGGCUCAAAGGCAAAUCGGCUCUCCUGGAAAGGAGGUGUUGGAAAAUGCAAUAGAUAACUGUCUUCAAACUCUGUCUGACUUCCACCUCAGCAAGACACUUGAUCAUCCUGAACAAGACACAUUCAGUUUUGACAAAGCCAUUGUGAACCUACAGACUAAGCUGCACAAAGUCCAAAUGGAGAAGGACGCCCUGUCUGACCUCAGACUGAAGGAUUCGAGGAAACAUGUUGAUCAGAUGGAAAAGAUGCUGUGCAUGCUGGAAGAGCUCCAAAACAUCAAAAGGGCCGCGGACCAGAAGCUGCAGGAGACGGAAGAUGAAACGUUGGCACUCAACAGGAAAGUAGAGACACUGGAACAGAUUAUGAAGGAAACAUACUCUUCACUGUUGUCUCACGAGAAACAAUGUGGAAACAGCUCCAUUACCAGUCCUAUUAUCGCCAGUAGUUCAAUACAACUGUCUCCAGCUGCUAAGUUAAAUGAGGAUUUCAACAAUGAGACGGACAAGCUUUUGUCAAAAGUAAAUCUGGGGAGUGAAGAAUGCAGUGGGGUAAAUGAGCAAACACAAAGAAUGGAAGACCUCAUUGCAAAUCUUUGCCAGGAGAUGGCAGUGUUGACUGACAACCUGAGAUCAUCAAACUACAGCAGCGUCAGCUUAACUGACAAGUUGGAGCUGCUAAAGAAACUUGCAGAGAGACGGACAUCGUCGUUGGACCACUGUCAGAUCAGUAAACUUGAGUCAACCCUUUCCAGCCAUAAAGAUAAGGUUUGUUGUCUGGAGCAGCAGCUCCUUCUGGUUCAGUCUCAGCUAGUGGAUGCCCAAAGAGAGAAAGAGCGAUCUUCACAACAGGCAGAGGACCUCUAUUCCCAGCUUGGCCAACUUAAGAGGUGCGGUGCGCAGCAGCAGUGUGAGCUCCAGGUGGAGAUAAAGGUCCUGAGAGGACAGCUGGAGGAGGCCAGGGAGCAGCUUCGCAGAGGCGGGGAAGAGAAAAAUUGCCUACAGGCCCUGCUGGAUCAGAGGGCCCAGGAGGGGAACAAAUUCCAGGGACUCCUGCAAGAGAAAGACAAGGAACUCCAGCUCAGGCAACAAGAAGCCCAGCAGCAUCUUUCCAGGUUAGAGGAAGCUCAGAGCUGGUGCAAGACCAUGCACAUAGAAGGAGAGACACUGAGGCUGAAGCUGGAUGAGCGAGAGAAGCUGAUAGAUAUUCUGAGGUUGCAGAUGGAGAGCAGUGUCCAGAUGACAGUGCAGCACAGCCGCACCAUCGACAACCUGCACCAGGAGAACAACCUCCUCAGCAACCAGCUCAACCAGCACAAGCUGGAGACUCAGCAGCUCAGGGCGGAGUUAGACCAGCACAAGUCAAAGCUGGCUGCUGCAGAGCAUGAGAGGCUACAGCUACAGGCGUCUGUGGCUGAACAAAGUCAGCGUGUCCAGGAGGAAACUCUGGAGAAACAGCAGCUCACCACCCAGCUGGAGAUCCAGCGCAUGCAGUUACUCACCCUCACUAAGGAGCACAAGGAGAUGCAACGGCUCCACAGCUGUAAGAACGAGGAGCAGGAGGGUGCGGUACUGAGGCUUCAGAGUCAGCUAAGGAACGCCCAUGACGAGCUGGACCAGGUCAGGAGCACCCUGAGGAUCCUGGAAGGAGCCGAUGGACACGGCCUCCAAGUGGCCAUGGACAUGCAGAAGGAGAUCACUGCCAGAAGAGAACAGGUCGACUCUCUGCAGGGCAAAAUCCAGCAUCUAGAGGAGACUGUGGAGAAGCUGCACCAGGAGAAGCGCUACCAGAGCCUGGAGAGUCAGCGUCAUCUCCAGGAGCUGGCCUUCGUCAGGGAGGAGAAGAAACAACUUGCCAAUGAGCUGGAGGCCCUUCGCUCCAAAGACCAACAAUUAAGGGACCGGAUCGGUCAGCUGGAGGCAAUCCUUCACAAGAUGUCAGAGAGCUUUGCAGACUGUCAAGAUUUCAUCCAGCUGCGGGAGCAGGAGUUUUAUCGUCUUAAACUCCAGCAUGCCCUCGACCUGAAGGAACUCCAAGGUCAGAAUCUCUGCACAGCUCUGAAUGUACCUCCACCGGACCUGGACUCCAUGAUCCCAUCUGCACUCACUGCUCCACCCUCCUCCCAGCACGCCUCCAACACUCAGAUCAAGUCAAAGACGCGGCAGGAGAGCCGCGCCCAGGAGCUCAGGUCUCUCGUCAAAGAGCUGCAAGGAGUGAUUUCGGAGAACCACAGACCACACACCGCUAUCAGCACCGCUGGCAGCAGCUUCCACAGGAGGAGGUCUGCACCGGAGAGAGUGCACAGGACCACAUUCAGUACCAACAGGGACGCAGAAGAAAAAGCUGGCUUCAGAGUGAGAAGAAAAACCUGCAGCAGCGAACCACAUUUCCUGACAAGAGCUGAGCUGAACGGGAAGAUAACUGACGAGAGCCGUGUUAUAUCGGAUCCAGCGACUGCAGUGAGGUGCACAUCCUCCCCACAGCUCCUCUCACUUGGCCGCAGGUCACCCGUCCACUCUCUCCUGACCUCCGACCCAAACCGCUAACACUGACACAGCACAACGCAACAGACCUGAGGCUGGCUCCUCGUUUCAACAGCUCAUUUUUGAGACACUCACGAGAUGAAGUUGGAUGUCAAAAGACGGUUUUAUAGAAAUCCCCAAUUAGGUGAAUUUUCAUAAUUUAUUGUUUAAAUAAAGUGUUUUAUUUAAAAA